Liolophura sinensis is the source of this 1308-nucleotide messenger RNA. Its product is annotated as nose resistant to fluoxetine protein 6-like. The transcript is spliced from 10 exons. NCBI's taxonomy places the organism in Eukaryota, Metazoa, Mollusca, Polyplacophora, Chitonida, Chitonidae. Bases 1 to 1209 code for a protein of 402 amino acids. The record is from RefSeq and is a predicted model, not a curated record. Gene Ontology annotation, molecular function: acyltransferase activity, transferring groups other than amino-acyl groups.
AUGCGCGUGCUCUCCAUGUGGUGGGUCAUUCAAGGUCACACGUUUGGCUUCAGCGUAUCUUUUUUGGACAACCUGGUCAUCAUCUCGGAACUAAUGAAGAGAUUCACAUUCCAAGCCCUAAGCAAUGCAACCUUUUCAGUGGACUCAUUCUUUUUUCUCAGUGGUUUGCUAGUGGCUUAUCUGACCUUGAAUGCCCUAAGGGAAAACAAUGGCAAGCUCAACUGGCUAAAGUUCAUACUGCACAGAUUUUGGAGGUUGACCCCUGCGUUGGCAUUCUGCAUCAUGGUGUACUCGACGCUGUUUUUACACGUGGUCCAUGGCCCCAUGGUUAAAACCAUGUUGAAAGGAGACAUGUUCGAGGCGUGCAAGACAACCUGGUGGCCAAACUUGAUCUACAUCAAUAACUUCUACCCAAGUUAUGGGGACGUGGGAAAGCAGUGCAUGGGUUGGACGUGGUACUUGGCCAAUGACAUGCAGUUUUACCUGAUAAGCCCGAUCCUGCUCUACCCUCUUUAUAGGUGGCGCCGUGUUGGUAUUGCCAUGGUGAUGUUCUUGAUCCUGACCUGCUUGAUCGUCGGUUCCGUCAUUGCCCGGGUUUACCAAAUGUGUGCUGCCGGAUGCCCCAUCACCCAUCAUACUGAGGAUCUGUACGCCCAUCAUGACACCAUGUAUAACAAACCCUUUACGCGGAUUGCUCCCUAUCUGGUGGGCAUGCUCACUGGCUACAUCCUGUCUGUGACGAAGUGUCGCCUGAGAAUUAACAAGUUCCUUGUGGCACUAGGCUGGCUUAUAGCUGCAGCAAUCAACAUCAGUGUGUUAUACGGCCUGUAUGGACUUCAACACGGACAGGUUUUCUCCCCUGAUAUCAACGCCCUCUACAUGGGUACAAGCCGUUUUGCAUGGUCCCUGGGAUUGGCUUGGGUAGCUCUUGCGUGCGCCACUGGAAAGGGAGGCCCUGUGAAUGAUAUCCUCUCUUGGCGGGUGUGGGCCCCCUUGGGGCGUCUGACGUACUGCGCUUACCUUUUCCACCCAUUGGUUCUCUUCUGUUACUAUGGAAACAAGCGUAAAACUGUUCAUUACACCGACAUUGAAUUGAGCACUGUGUUUGUUGGGAACUUGACAUUGUCCUACGCUGUUGCCUUUUUGGUCUCCAUGAUUGUGGAAGCCCUCAUGUUGAGUUUGGAAAAACUGGUGUUCAAGAAAAAAUAAAUGUUUUAUAGGUUUUUAGAAAAAAAAGUUUUUGAUGAAUUGUUUUGAUUGAGAAAUCAAUAUAUUUCUUCUUAAUGACUUUAUGGUGUACAUAUAGGU